Poecilia latipinna (sailfin molly) is the source of this 2271-nucleotide messenger RNA. RefSeq names its product electrogenic sodium bicarbonate cotransporter 1-like. Gene Ontology annotation, cellular component: basolateral plasma membrane; plasma membrane. Gene Ontology annotation, molecular function: monoatomic anion transmembrane transporter activity; sodium:bicarbonate symporter activity; solute:inorganic anion antiporter activity. The coding region runs from base 223 to 2256 and encodes 677 amino acids. The transcript is spliced from 16 exons. Gene Ontology annotation, biological process: bicarbonate transport; transmembrane transport; monoatomic anion transport. NCBI's taxonomy places the organism in Eukaryota, Metazoa, Chordata, Actinopteri, Cyprinodontiformes, Poeciliidae. The record is from RefSeq and is a predicted model, not a curated record.
AGGCGGCGGCCGCUUCAGGACGCGCAGCGCUGACUGUCGGAGCGCAAUGACUCAGACAAACUUCACGACGCUCCGGAAUUAGGCUUCUCCAGAAGGCUGUAAAUCAGAGCCAGACUGCGGGGUUUUAUUUCCACAUUGACAAGUUUGGACAAAGUUUCUGAGGCCGUCAAACAUCAGCUGCAGUGAUCCACUCUGCGCAGGAGAUCAAUCAGACCUGAAGAGAUGAGCGGCAAGAAGAUGGAGGACGAGGCGGUGGUGGACCGCGGGGCGUCCUUACUCAAACACCUUUGUGACGAGGAGGAGGUAGAAGGUCACCACACCAUUUAUAUCGGAGUGCGUGUUCCUAAAAGCUCUCGGCAUCGGAGGCGCCACCGCCGGAGAACCAGCCACAAGGACAGAAAGGAGAAGUUGACGGGGAGCGAGCUUGACAAGUCGGACACAGAAAACAACGACGAGGCCAGCAACAGCAUCCUCAGACCUCUCAUCUCGCCGGCAGCCGAGAGGAUCCGAUUCAUCUUAGGGGAGGACGAUGACGGCCCGGCGCCCCCGCAGCUCUUCACCGAGCUGGACGAGCUGCUGGAAGUGGACGGGCAGGAGAUGGAGUGGAAGGAGACGGCCAGGUGGAUAAAGUUUGAGGAAAAGGUGGAGAAAGGAGGUGAGCGCUGGAGUAAACCCCACGUGGCGACGCUGUCCUUGCACAGCCUGCUGGAGCUGCGCACCUGCAUAGAGAAAGGCACCAUCAUGCUGGAGUUGGAGGCGUCCACUCUCCCUCAGGUUGUUGAGAUGAUCACUGACAACCAGAUAGAGAUCGGCCAGCUGAAAGCAGACCUGAAGGACAAGGUGAUGUACACGUUGCUACGGAAACACCGCCACCAGACCAAGAAGUCCAACCUCCGCUCCCUGGCCGACAUUGGGAAAACGGUUUCCAGCGCAAGUAGGCUGUUUUCCAACCAGGACAACGCCCGCAGUCCUCUGGAGAACUCGGUGACCUGCCUGUCGGGUCACAUCUCCAUGGAGGACCUGCAGAACCAAAGGAGUACCAGUAUGGACUGGCUUAAUAGUCCGACAACGCCUCACAAGAACCUGGCGUCCAGCAGCUUGAAUGACAUCUCUGACAAACCAGAGAAGGACCAGCUGAAAAACAAGUUCAUGAAGAAGCUGCCGAGAGACGCGGAGGCCUCCAACGUCCUGGUGGGGGAGGUGGACUUCCUGGACGCCCCGUUUGUGGCGUUUGUUCGUCUGCAGCAAGCCGUGAUGCUGGGAGCGUUGACCGAAGUUCCCGUUCCCACAAGGUUUUUGUUCAUCCUGCUUGGACCCAAAGGCAAAGCAAAGUCAUAUCAUGAGAUUGGCAGAGCAAUCGCCACCCUGAUGUCUGAUGAGGUCUUUCAUGACAUUGCCUACAAGGCGAAGGACAGGCAGGACCUGCUGGCCGGGAUCGAUGAGUUCCUGGACGAGGUGAUCGUUCUUCCUCCUGGAGAGUGGGACCCGACCAUCAGGAUAGAGCCUCCCAAAUCGCUGCCGUCCUCUGACAAAAGGAAAAACAUGUACGCAGGAGGGGAUUCUCAGAUGAACGGAGACAUGCCGCAUGGUGGCGGUCAUGGAGAUGGAGGCGGGCACGCUACAGGGGAGGAGCUGAAGAAGACAGGAAGGUUUUGUGGUGGUCUCCUUCUUGACAUCAAGAGAAAGGCGCCUUUCUUUAUCAGUGACUUCACCGACGCGCUUCACAUUCAGGUCCUGUCGACCAUUUUGUUUAUUUACUUGGGAACUGUGACGAAUGCCAUCACCUUCGGUGGUCUGCUGGGGGACGCUACAGAAAACAUGCAGGGUGUGCUGGAGAGUUUUCUGGGCACUGCCAUCACCGGAGGUGUUUUCUGCUUGUUGGGGGGUCAGCCUCUCAUUAUUCUGAGCAGCACCGGUCCGGUUCUGGUGUUUGAAAGGCUUCUCUUUAACUUCAGCAGGGAUAACAAUUUCGACUACAUGGAGUUCCGGCUGUGGAUCGGCCUGUGGUCGGCGUUCUUCUGCCUGGUGCUCGUUGCCACUGACGCCAGCUUCCUGGUGAAGUACUUCACCCGCUUCACGGAGGAGGGCUUCUCUUGUCUCAUCAGCUUCAUCUUCAUCUACGAUGCCUUCAAGAAGAUGAUCAAAUUAGCUCACCACUACCCCAUCAACUCGGUGUACAACAUGGAAAACAUCACGCAGUACGAAUGUCUCUGCAUGGGCCCCACGCUCUUAGGUGAGCCGUCCGUUUCAUCUUAAGACUUUGCAUCAGAA